UCGAGGUCUGUGUGUCAGCACUGUCAGCUUGUGUUUGAUUUGAACCUCAUUUAACCUUAAAUUUCGUUCUAGUGUCUGGUUUCUUUGUUCUUUUGAAUCAGUUGUAAUCUGGAAUGCGGAGAAUAUGUCGAGAAUAGUUGAGUCUUUGAAGAAAUUAAAUGUCGAAAACGACGCCGAGUCGUACCGACAAAACAAUGACAGGGCCAACAAGAAGGUGGAGUUGACGCUGUUAUUGGAAGAAAGAGUGUCACUCGAUCAGAAUGACUACAUAUUAUCCGUCUGUGGAACCCAAAGUGAGCCAGAAUUUAGGAUUGGAGCAGCAUUGUCAGAUCACUCUUGCAUAAUAUAUUCUGUUGGCGAAUCCUUGAACCGAACAAUUAUGCUAGAUCAUAAUCGAUCACCCAUUGUAGGAAUUAAGUUCAGUCCUACUUCUAAAAAUGUAUUAUAUAUCGCAACUAACGAUGGAUUAAUUACAGCAUGUGAUUUGCGUGCUAAGGGAAAGGUUGUAGCAGAAUUUAAAGAUAAUACAGAAAAUGGCAAAAUAAAACCUUUGGCUAGCUUUGACCUUAGCUGUGAUGAAAGGCUCAUAGCUGGUGGGACAGAGCAUACAGGUGGAGAUGCAUUUAUUCUGUUUUGGGACAUAAGGCAAAGUAAUUCAAAACCAGAAAAUAAAAACAGUCUCCUUGGUGGAUAUUGGGAAUCGCAUAUGGAUGAUAUAACUUGUCUGACCUUUCAUCCUGCCAAGCGGAAUGUUUUAGCAUCUGGUAGUACAGAUGGUUUAAUGAAUAUAUUUGACCUGACACAAUCCUCAGAAGAUUUGGCCUUAACUUGUUCUUUAAAUACCGAAUCAUCAGUGGACAGACUGGGUUGGUUAACUGAUGAUUCUCUAUGGUGUACGACACAUACACAAACGUUACAGUUAUGGGAAUCUGAAGGUGCUAAUGCAUAUGCAACAUUUGCACGUAGUGAUUUAGCCGUGUCACAGAAUGAUGAUGCUGAUAAUUGUUACUUGGUAAGAUUCCAUGCCACUAAUGCUUUUGGACAACCAUUUGUGUUAGCGGGUUCCAGCACAGUUAAAGGGGAAAAUCUAAGAUGCUUGAAUAUUAAGAAGAAUCGUUUGAAAACAUAUUACGAAAUUGUAGGGAAUAAACAAAUAGUACGGGACAGCUGGAUGCAUGAGAAGAGUGGAAGCUUGGUGACAGUUGGUGAGAAAGGCACUGUCAAUAUUUGGCGACAAACAGAAUCGUCGAUACAGCAAAAUUCAAGUCAUAAGUUGUUAACUAAAAUUGGAACUGACCGUGAUCGGCAUCACAGAACUAAACCCUAUUAAAAUAAACAUUUAGGAAAAAAAUUUAUCAAUACGGAAAAGUGUUUUGCCAUAAAAUAAUUGUAUCACAGCGGAAUUGGAACAAUGAACAAAGCGUCAUAAUUGUAUAUUUCCCUCACAUUCUUCUUUAUUACAAUAACAGUUGUAUGUACAUUUAUAAUAAAUAGGUAUUAUUUGUUUAUGCGAUUAUUCAACGGCGAGUCAUAUAUCGAUUAAAAAAAUGCAGCCACGGGUUUCGUGGUAUAAAUGCUAAGGAAUGUCAAUCACAUGUAACUGUGGAUACAUUGAAUUAAUGGACAUGGAAGAAAAGAAUAAGACAGACCGUAGGAGUCGCACGCGACUUAUAAGGAAACAAUUUUCUUUUACCACAGCAAGAUUAAAAUUAAUAAAACACGACAUUGGCAAUCGUCAUAGAGAAAGUUUGUAUCGAGCAAUUAGUACUCGUGAUAGAGGACAGUCAACCAAACAAUAACAAUUGAUAGUCGUUUACAGUCUCUGUGUUUAAAAAUCAUUAAAAUUCAAGGAAACUCCUAUUGCCAAUCCAUGAGCGUAUCAAUAACCAAACACACGCCCGCUUAUUACACAUUAUGUAAUAUUACAUUAACGAUUCAAAAGACGAUCGCAGUAGCGAGUAUCACAAUGAUAACAGUAGAUAUAUAGUUUUAGAGCGAAACGGUAGUAUAGGUACAGAGUAAACGUACAAAAAUACUUCCCAUGAGCAUCGGGGACGUAAAGAUUCGCUAAAACGUGGAAAACCGCGUUACUAUAACUUCAUUUAUAUAUAUAUAUAUAUAUUUCUUUAUAUAUCAUCUUUAUAGUUGUAUAUCCUUUCUCAAACUUUGCGACGCCACGUGACGUUAUAUUAGAAAAAAAAAAAGAUACAAAACGCCACGAAACGCGCGUAGGCCGUCGCGCUAUUCCUUAGCUAUCGCUGAUUUGAUUCUUCGCGUGUUAUUGGAAUAUCCGCGAGAUUGUGUGCGACUUCAUUUAUUUAUUACGGAUAUAUCAGUCGAUGGAGACAGAAAAUUGCGGCACUUCAUUGAUCGUAUACAACGACAUUAUCAACUUGCUGACUUGCUCCAUUGCAUCAUUUCUUCUAGGAUACAAGCAACCUACAAGUGUGCAGAAAGAUCGUUUUCUCCAAAAAGGAUUAAUCCUUUUUAGUUUUCUCGAAUCGAUAUAAAAUCUCAAUUUUUUUACAACUUUUUUUACCCGGCUAGUCACGCUGUAAAUAGUCCAUCAUCUAUAUGCAUAUC
Molecule: messenger RNA, 2583 nt
Organism: Trachymyrmex cornetzi
Lineage: Eukaryota; Metazoa; Arthropoda; Insecta; Hymenoptera; Formicidae
Product: WD repeat-containing protein 89
Exons: 7
Coding region: 125-1330 (401 amino acids)
Molecular function (GO): protein binding
Source: RefSeq, a predicted model, not a curated record